AUGGAUGUUCCGAAUCAGUCCCAUACAUUACUUCAACUAAUCGACGAAGUGAACACACAGACAAGUUGUGAUCAACAUCCCAUUGUUGUUCAUUGCACUGCUGGAGUCGGUCGUACUGGUACUUACAUUGCCAUCGACGCUAUGAUCGAUAAAAUCAAACAAGAAGGCAAAAUUGAUAUCUAUAAUUUUGCUGUACAAAUGCGUCGUGAACGUCAUUUGAUGGUACAAACAGUGAAACAAUAUGUGUUUAUCUAUCGCUCGUUACUUGAAUACUAUUUGUAUGACAACACAAGAAUCGAAGCCAAUCGGUUUCGAUUGGUAUAUUCACGAUUAAGUAAGAAUAAACAAGCUUUACUGACAUCAGAAUAUAAUAAACUAUCGUUAUUACCGCUUGAAAAUGUUUCCCAUCAGGAUGCUCAUGCAACUGAAAACAUCGAAAAGAAUCGAUCUGCUCAAAUCGUGCCCUAUGAUCACAAUCGUGUUUGUUUAAGCCGUAUAUUAGGUCAUCCAUAUAUCAAUGCGUCUUUUAUUGAAGGAUAUUCGCGUGAAUAUGCGUUUAUUAUAACGCAAGAUCCAUUGGAAGGUACGAUUCACGAAUUUUGGAGAAUGUUUAUUGAAUAUGACUGUGACUGUAUUGUACAAUUGCAUACUAUCGAGCAAUCUUCUCCGAAAUGUGCUGAUUAUUAUCCGGAUGAUGACAUCAAUUCUACAAUGAAAAUCGGUUCGACCAGUUUAUUAAAAUUGAUCGACAAAGAGAUUGUGCAAGAAAAAUUCAUUAGUCGUCGAUUCUGUUUGAUUGACACACGUGAAACUCUGUCAAAAACAAUUUUUCACUAUGAAUAUCUCUCUCCAUUGACUACCAACGAUCUAUGCGCAGAUGGACAAUGCAUACCAACGGGAUUGACCCACCAUUUCUUUGAUUUCAUUGGGCAGAUCAACAAACGGUCGAAUACAACGAAUCGAGCUCGAUAUAUCGCCGUGCAUUGUGGAUAUGGUGGGUCAACUGGUGCACUAUUCUGUAUGAGCAUUAAUCUGUUAGCUCAACUGAAAAAUGAACAUGCCGUCGAUAUUUUUCAAGGCGUUCGCGCUCUACAACGACAAAGACCAGCUAUGAUCACUUCUCUUGUACAAUAUGCAUUUCUCUAUGAAACUAUCCGUAAAUUCUUGGAAGACUCAUUUGAUAUAACAUCGACUAGAUUAUCUUCCUCAUUAAAUAACAGUAUCUACGAUAACGAAGAAGAUAUUCUUCAAAAUAUUUUAUGA
Messenger RNA from Adineta ricciae, 1263 nucleotides. NCBI's taxonomy places the organism in Eukaryota, Metazoa, Rotifera, Eurotatoria, Adinetida, Adinetidae. The record is from the annotation of a GenBank genome assembly.